UCUCACUUAUCCUUAUCCAACCGUUCAUUCCGCGUCUGUCCGCCGUUGUCUGCCGACCGCUGUUCUCGCUGUUUCCGAUAUUGCGCUUCCGUUCGAGCAUUCGGUGUCCAUUUUCUCGUGUGUUGGCCGUGUAAAACUGACGCGAACGAUCGAUCGUCAUUCGUCACUCUCUCUCCGCCGCCGCCGCCGCCGCACAAAGUAACCGGCCGAAAAACCGUCAACCGCGCGCGAACCGUCCGCGGCGUACUUGCGCGGUUCCCCGUCCGACGUACGCUCAACGAACAGACAGUUCUUUUUUCUCUCUCGCCAUCAUGACCACCACACCGAAGUCUCUGCCAGAGGAAUCGCUUGGUGAAUCUUGGGUGGAUAUCGGGAGCUGCACAUCGCCGAUAUCUUUCCAGAGCGCCGACCGUGUCACUCCAGUGCCGUUCAUAUCGUCCGGCGAAGAGUACCUGAGACUGUUGAAAGAGGCACAAAGGGAGAGUAACUCUUCGUCCAGAGUUUUGUCCAAAGAAUCGUCCAUUAAGGGCAGUCCCAAAUCACCGCCAAACAGUCCAAAUAAUGAAUUGGAAGACGAUCUCAAGGGAGUGUACAUAAACUAUUCGAACAGAGGUGGAGAAUUGUACAACUUGGACAAGAGUACUGAUUGGAUUUGGGAUUGGAGUAGCCGACCAGACCAGGCACCUCCCAAAAACUGGAAAUUCAUUCAUCCCAAGAAGAAGACAUACAGUAUGCGCAAUGCUAAGGUCGGCAAAGACGGCCUCUUUUCCAAAGAAGUUUUGUACACUUUGUUCCUGACCAAUAUUUUAUCCAUACUGCUGGGAGCUGGCGUUGGCGCUUGGUUAUGUAAACGAGGCGGUAUUAUGAUGUCUAGAGUGACUUUGGAAUAAUCAGUCUGUGGAACGUAACAUAAUAUGCACAUGCACAAAAAAAAAAAAACAAGAAUAAAUGG
Molecule: messenger RNA, 952 nt
Organism: Myzus persicae (green peach aphid)
Lineage: Eukaryota; Metazoa; Arthropoda; Insecta; Hemiptera; Aphididae
Gene: BNIP3
Product: BCL2/adenovirus E1B 19 kDa protein-interacting protein 3
Exons: 6
Coding region: 312-890 (192 amino acids)
Biological process (GO): positive regulation of apoptotic process; mitochondrial outer membrane permeabilization
Cellular component (GO): mitochondrial envelope; nucleus; mitochondrial outer membrane
Source: RefSeq, a predicted model, not a curated record